GAACCUUGUGGCAUCCCUCUUUUCCCAUCGCCAAAGGUAGAUAUCGCUUACAUGGAAUGGGGAAGACGGAUCGGGUGGUAGCGAAGGAGGGGAUGAUGGAUAGGUGAUUGUGGGAUGGAUACACCUAUGAUAUGGAUGGAUUGCGCUUCUUGCCCGACGACGUUUCAACAGAAAAGGACAUGGAGUAAAACGAUGACUUUCAUGUUCUGUACGAUUUUCUGCCAAUCCCACGCAGCGAAACGACGAAUCGCUAAAAAGUAAAUGGCUAAUAUGUAUCGGCCAAUCCUAGCAUCCAUUGCUCUACAAGUAAUGGGCUUUGCAAACAAGAGGAUUAUUUUUGGUUCACGAAAAAGAGGGAAAGGAGAUCAUGGCUGUCUUGGGUGGUGGUUUAUCUUGGGUCAAUAUUAUAUUAGGGACAUCUCACUUACAUUUGGUUUUUUCUCCUAGCUACAAUGCCGCACGCACCCAGAAACAGCUUCCUCGCUCCUGGCGUCAGCCGUUACAGCCGUUCUUCCGUCUACGCCAAGAAGGCUUUGCACAAGCGUCAGAAGAAGGCCGUUGCUGCUCCUACCAAGGAGACUGCUGCUGAAAAGACUGUCGAAGUCAAGGGUGCCAAGAAUGGUGGCAAGCGCACUGUUCCCGCUCAAAAGGCUCCUCGCUUCUACCCCGCCGAGGAUGUUCCUCAGCCCAAGCAGUCCCGCAAGGUGAACAAGGUUGCUUCCGCCCGUGCCAGCAUCACCCCCGGUACCGUUGUCAUCUUGUUGGCUGGUCGUCACCGUGGUAAGCGUGUCGUUGUCUUGAAGCAGCUCGACAGCGGUCUUUUGCUCGUCACUGGUCCCUUCAAGGUCAACGGUGUUCCUUUGAGACGCGUCAACCAGGCUUAUGUCAUUGCCACCUCUACCAAGAUUGACGUUGGCAAGGUUGAUGACAAGUUCAACGAUGCUUACUUCAAGAAGACCGAGAAGAAGGCUAACAAGGAAUUCCUUGAGGGUGAAAAGCCCAAGGCUGCUCUUCCCGAAUCCAAGGUUGCUGAUCAGAAGAAUGUUGACAAGGCCAUCAUCGAUGCCAUUGUCAAGACUCCUUUCCUCCGCCAGUACUUGAGCUCCACCUUCGGUUUGAGCAAGGGUCAAUUCCCCCACAACAUGAAAUUCUAAGCAUUUUUUAUUGCUUAAAAACUCGUUGGUGUGGUGAGCUUAGGAAGCGCUUUUGCAGUAUAAAAUAAAAUCUUGCGUUUUGUUCCAAUCUUUCUGCAAAAGGAGUUUACAGUUGAUAAGAACCAGUCUCUUUUUUUUCCUCUUGUGC
This is a messenger RNA of Radiomyces spectabilis, 1302 nucleotides long. Its product is annotated as ribosomal protein L6e-domain-containing protein. Gene Ontology annotation, cellular component: ribosome; cytosolic large ribosomal subunit. The record is from RefSeq and is a predicted model, not a curated record. Gene Ontology annotation, biological process: ribosomal large subunit assembly; cytoplasmic translation. The coding region runs from base 453 to 1154 and encodes 233 amino acids. The transcript is spliced from 3 exons. Gene Ontology annotation, molecular function: RNA binding; structural constituent of ribosome. Lineage: Eukaryota; Fungi; Mucoromycota; Mucoromycetes; Mucorales; Radiomycetaceae.